UCGAUGCUCAAUUAAACCAAGUAUUUUGUAAAUAAAUUAUGUAUUCGUUAUUUGAUGCACAUGUUAUUUUGAUGCAACAAAGCAAUUACACCGAAUAUAACCAACCGAGAAGCUAUAGUACACGACGCACGUUUAAAGAUCAUGAAGUCUAAAGUCAUGGAGUAUACUAUAGGAGCCCUCUUGCUUCUGAACGCGGCAUUCGUAGUUUCUGAAUUUGCAGCUUCAAGUUUCAACGUCAGACCAGAGACGCCAGCGCCCAACUUUCUGCCGAGUCCCUUGAAUGUCACUUUCCGGCGCGGGGAGCUGGCGGUACUGGGAUGCAGCGUGUACAACCUCGGAACAAAAACAGUUGUUUGGAGGCGACAGGAAAGUUCUUUCCCAUUGACAUCCGGUACGAUGACCGUUGUUGCAGACGAGCGGAUACAGAUUGGUCAUGUAGACUUCAAGAAUCAAUGGGAUCUAAUGAUUAAAAAUGUGCAACCGGAAGAUGAGGGCGUGUAUGAGUGCCAGGUGGCAUCAACCAAUAAGUAUAUGCGCAGAAUGGUCACUCUCACAGUGAUUGAUUCAAGUGCAGAGGCCCCGGAGAUUUCCAUCAGCGAUGAACAGUACGUUGAACGUGGCGAACCAGUCAAUUUACACUGCAACGCCACGGGACAGCACUAUAUCCCGGAUGAGAUAGACUGGUUCCGCAACGGCGAAAGAGUCACGUCUGAGAAACAUAGUGGCAUAAAAUUAUUUAAACAACUAUCAAUUGCUCAUAAAACGUUUACUAGCAUUUUGAGCAUUGAUAAAGCGACCAUGGAAGACAAUGGAGUGUAUGUGUGUAGGUCGUCCAAUAUGCGAAUUGCUAAUACGAAAGUCCACGUUUUGAACGGUAAGGACAAAGCGGAGACGUCCAAUAAAAAGCGAGGAACAUAUCAUGACGGGUAUACUGACGAACAAGUGUCAAGUGGUCAUAUGCAGUCGUCUGCUCCAAAUAUUCGGGAGGUGACAUUCGCGUAUAUUUUUCUGUGUAUUUUGCUAGUGUUGAAAUAUUGAUACAAACGGCAUAAACAUCAAGUAAUCCCUUGAAGAGACCUAUUCGAACUGAAAACUGAAAGUGGAUUACAGCGUCAACACGGUAUUAAUCAGGAUUGUCAAGUGAUAUAUAUUAAUUCAGUGAGGUCUUCAAAAUGACAGUUGGGGGAAUAACGAACUAGAGAAAAAGUUACUACAAGAGUUAUUACAACUCGAUGCCAAUCGUUCACAAAUCUGCGACUUUGAGCAAAGGUGAUCAAGAUAUUUUGGUAUCAAAAAUAUAUACUAAGAAAAGUAUGUGGGUGAAGACCCGUCUGCAGAUAUCGGUGAUGCACAACGUGAAGCGCGUGUGUCAGUCUUUGCAAUGAAUGUGCUUUCUGAAUUUUCGCGAUAAAAUAUUUAAAAUAAGAAAUUAUAUUAUUUAUUGGCCUUGGUUUGUGAAAAGUUUUUUUUCUACUGCAUCAGCAAAGAAGUUUCGUCCUAGAUUAGCCUGUGCAGUCCGCACAGGCUAAUCAGGGACGACACUUUCCGAUUUUACGAUAUUUUUGCGUUUAAAGAAAGUCUCUCCUUAGCAAAAAACCAGUUCAGGCGGAAAGUGUCUACCCUGAUUAGCCUCUGCUGACUGCGCACAAUAAUUAAACCCUCUUGUCAUUGAGCACGACCCAAAUUUAUUUCUGCUAGAAAAUUAUUUUUCGGACAUAGAUUCGCGUCAAAAAGCUAUUUACAUAUUUGACGUAAAUAACAACGGCAGUAUAUUUGUAUUUUUAUUUACAUGCACUAGGUAUAAUCAUAUAUUUGUUUAUUUCAAACCUUGAAAUGUGUCGUAAUUGGUCAUUAAAUUCUUUCUAAUGCCGUUCUCUCCCUGCCUUUGAUUGAAAUUGAGCAGUAGUAGGUAACUAGCAUAAUUAUGGGCACUCAGUACUGGUAACCAUGAGAGCGGGUGUUGGUAAACUUACCGCCUUGAUAUGAACAAAAUAUUGGUAAAGAAAAGAACAUUCAAACAACUAAAAACAUUAAUAAAGUGUUCGACACUUUUAUCUGCAAUUGAAU
Messenger RNA from Dreissena polymorpha, 2067 nucleotides. RefSeq names its product lachesin-like. Gene Ontology annotation, biological process: synapse organization. Lineage: Eukaryota; Metazoa; Mollusca; Bivalvia; Myida; Dreissenidae. Gene Ontology annotation, cellular component: neuron projection membrane. Bases 142 to 1038 code for a protein of 298 amino acids. The record is from RefSeq and is a predicted model, not a curated record. The transcript has 6 exons.